Molecule: messenger RNA, 2412 nt
Organism: Phytophthora infestans T30-4
Lineage: Eukaryota; Oomycota; Peronosporomycetes; Peronosporales; Peronosporaceae
Exons: 1
Coding region: 1-2412 (803 amino acids)
Source: RefSeq, a predicted model, not a curated record
AUGGCCGCGUCGGGGGGACCACCACAACGCGAGCAAGAAAAAGACUUUGAAAAAGGUAAAUGGCCUUUUGGAGGUGAAGGCACACCCGACACUGUGCCCAUUCCUUCUGGCGAUGGGUGCGUCAGAAUAAGCGAAGUGCUUGGACGCGCUGACAAAGAAGUUGGAGAGUAUUCUUUCGGAGGAAAGGCCGAUUCGCUGCCAGCCGUACCAGGAAUAUGCAUCAACGAUGUCGGGACGAUCUCCGUUCCGUUUCAGGAACACGACGCUACAAAAUUGAUUGAGAAGUGCGAGAAGUCACCGUUUGGUCACAAUUUCGACACGAAGAUGGACGACAACGUUCGUAAGAGCUGGCAACUGGAGCCUAGUCAGGUGGAGUUCAAGAAUCCGCUUUGGGAAAGUGGCCUCCACCAACUAACUCGUACGAUCACUGAACGCUUGGGAUAUAGUGGAGUUCCACUGCAGUGCGUGCUGUACAAGCUGCUUGUGUACGAAGAAGGAGGUCACUUUUUCAAGCAUCAAGAUACCGAAAAAGAAGACGGUAUGAUCGCGACGCUGGUUGUUCAGUUGCCUUCGCUACAUGAGGGAGGCGAUUUGGUGAUUUAUUCCAAUGGGGAAGUGAAACAUCGCCACGAUUUCGGCAAGGCAGAUGGAACAGUAGCAUUCCUACCACACUAUGCUGUACACUACGCGGACGCUGAGCACGCUCUGGAGACGGUGACUAAGGGAUUUCGUCUGGCGUUGGUUUACUCGAUCUGCUUACCGAAGGAUCGGUGCCAGUUGAAACGAGUAUUCGACAAGCCUCUUAGUGACGAUCUUGUGGGUGCUAUCGGUAUGGUAUCUGAUGGAGACGAGUCUUUCGCGUUACUGCUGUCCCAUGAAUAUACCGAGAAGAGUAUCGAAGAGUUUGGAUGUGAGGCGCUGAAAGGCGUGGAUCGUGUCAGAUUCGGUGCCUUGGAAGAAGCAAACGCUCUUGUUGCCCCCGACAAGAAGUUGAAAUUCUACAUCGUGGAGCUAACUCACUACGUGUUGUUUGCGGAGCAUUAUGACGAAGCUGGUUGGUUCGAAGAGGAGCGUGAACAAUCCAUCGCCUGGUACAAUUAUCGUCCGGACCCAGACGACUCCAUUCAAAAAGUGGAGAAAACUGAGGCGACACUUAAUUUUCUCAAUCCAGCUAGAGAAACUCUGACUCAACUUUGGAUGCCUCACGGUGUUAAGGAACUCCAUGCUUACACGGGUAACGAAGGUCCGUCUAGUUCGACAAAGUACUCUAGAUUCGCUAUUGUGGCUUGGCCGGAAAGUCGCCACGCCGAAAAUGCGCUCGAGUUCUUGCCGAUGGAUCUUGCAUGCAAGGCUCUUAAUGCUCGUAAGCCAUUUGAUGCGUCAACACUUCGGGUGUUUUUGAAUCAAGUCGACAAGCGCUUUAAGACUGAGGUGGAUUAUAGUUCGCCUUACGGGUUCUCCAUCGAGUUCUGCCUGCUAUUCUGCGAGCUGGUGCUGGAAGCUGGUGAUUCCGAUCUGGUGAGCUUUUUCUUUACGAAGCUGUGUCCAAAAUUGGGUGACAUUGAAGAGAACGAGACGCUAAUUCCUCUUCUAGUGGCGAUCAUACAAAAAUACGACUGGAGCAAGAUCGGAACGGCUGUCCUCGCUUCUUUGAGCAAGGCGCUGCGGAGUUCAUCAACCACGAUCAAGCGCGAUAAGCUUUCUGAGGUCGAGCUAACUUUACGAGUGAUCGAUGCGUUGGACGACGGAGAGGCGCAGACAGCAUUGCUGGAAAUGGUUUUGGAGAAAGCAAUGAAGUUAAAAGACGAGCUGUUCUGCGCGCCGAAGGUGGUCCCUCUACUCUGCAAAUGGUCUCGUCGAUCCAGCGACCCCAGUAAAUUUAAGGCGUACUCUGACAAGCUCAUGAAGAUGGAUCCAAGUCUACUUGGUUCUGUUAUAGAAGGAAUAUCGAAGCUCUUCGCCGAUGAGGAUAAGACUGGGGAGCUGUAUGAGCUGGUUAAUGCUCAGAUGCCCAAGCGAAUCGAGUGGCUGGAUAGCCAGAUUCCUGGGAUGAGUAAGUCGUUCACGUGGGAGAUGCCGGAUGGCAAGUUUUGCGAAUCUCCGGAAAUUGAGAAGUUUUUAAAAGGACCAGAAGAGGAAAUGGACACUAAGAACGCGUUCGGCUUCGAUGAUCUUAAACAAGCCCAGGAUUAUGCAGUGGAAGGUAAUAAUGAGGACCGAGAUGAUGCUUCUUUUACAAUGGAGGCUGUAGGCUCUGACAAGGAGGCGUAUUUGAAGAUUACUAAAACGCGGAAAUGGUUUGAUGACCGUCAAAAGAAGUUGGAGCAGUACAAAGCGGAAGUGGCUGGAUUGAUGGAACGCUUCGGCGAGAAAAUGGAUCGUGGUGAUAUGAAACGCGCUCGCCACGAAUGA